GCUAGUUAGGGUCUACUAGCUACUUAUUAUUAAUAGCUAUAAGAGCCACUGCUUAGUGGCUUUCCAAGAUCUCUGCAGAGAGAAGAAGAUAAUCACUCUCUGUAUGCCCCCGCACUUGUCGCACCUGUUGCAGCCACUUGACGUCGCCUGCUUCUCGCCACUAAAGCGCCUGUAUAUUAACAAGGUUUUAGCCUUAGCACGCAGUUAUAUCUACUAUAUUAACACAGAAACCUUCCUGCUAGCCUUUAAAUUAGUGUUUAGUAAGGCGUUUAUUAGAGAGAACGUUCACGCAGGCUUUAGAGGUGCUAGGCUAGUCCUACACAACCUAGAGGUGGUGUUAUUAAAGCUUGAUAUGCGCCUGCGCACGCCAACGCCACUAAAACCAAGCAACGUUGCCUGGGAGCUAAAGAUACCACACACUGCUUACAAAGUAGAGGAGCAGUUAACUCUAAUUUAAAAGCAGAUUUAAAUCUAUUUAGGGUCUCUAGCAAGUUUGUUAGAUAAGAAGGUUAAACAGUUAGUAAAGGGCGCUUAGUAGAUAGCUUAUAAUAUAGUGU
Molecule: messenger RNA, 557 nt
Organism: Didymella exigua CBS 183.55
Lineage: Eukaryota; Fungi; Ascomycota; Dothideomycetes; Pleosporales; Didymellaceae
Exons: 2
Source: RefSeq, a predicted model, not a curated record